UGCCAAACCCCAGUACAGACGUUAAAGCUGGAAGUACAUGCAAUGUGGCUGGCUGGGGAAAAACAAACAACAUAAAUAAAUUUGGAUCAGACGUUCUGAGAGCUGUCAAUGUCACAGUUAUCGACAGAAUGAAAUGCAACAGCAUGGAUUACUACAAUUUUAAACCCAUCAUAACCAACGACAUGCUCUGUGCUGGCACUGACAGCAGCAAAAAUUCAAAAGCAGUAGGCGCUUGUGAGCUUUAUUGUUUUUCAUACCCAUUUACUGAGUUCACAGAGGCCACAGCCUAUCCAGCACAAAGCACAUUAGACAAAAUAUUACAACUGUGCAUUUUAUUUUACAGUUUGCUGGAGGAAGUGUUUAACUGGGAUUCUGGUGGCCCACUUAUCUGCAAUGGAGAAUUCAGAGCUAUUACAUCUUUUUCUCACCACUGUGGCCUCUUGAAAAAGCCUGGAAUAUAUACACUGUUAUCCAAGAAGUACAUCGAAUGGAUCAAAAAAGUGACCAAAUCUAAUCUGUAAAACUUUGCUGUCUUUUGUUUUUUUAUUUUAAUCCUCCUAGUUUAAAGCAUGGGAGUUUUGUGUCAUUAUUAUUUAUAUUGUUCAAUAUUUUGUGAUGGUCUUCAAGAUCUUCAUAUCUGUUUUGCUUUGUUUGGAAUAUUUUCAGCAGGGAC
This is a messenger RNA of Polypterus senegalus (gray bichir), 673 nucleotides long. Its product is annotated as granzyme K-like. The record is from RefSeq and is a predicted model, not a curated record. The annotation marks the transcript as partial. Gene Ontology annotation, molecular function: serine-type endopeptidase activity. NCBI's taxonomy places the organism in Eukaryota, Metazoa, Chordata, Cladistia, Polypteriformes, Polypteridae. Gene Ontology annotation, biological process: proteolysis. The transcript has 3 exons.